AAAUAUAAGCUGAUAAAGAUUAUAUUAUAUAGUGACUUUGAAGAAAAGCACAAACUCAAAAUGGCUCAAGAAAGCAGAGAAUCGAAAUGGGAAGGCAAAGCCAUUGCAGAAGUAAGAAGCGCAACAGCAGACCAAGUAUGGCCUCUGAUUGAAGACUUCUGCUCUCUUGAAAAAUGGUAUCCAGGCGUCGACGCAUGCCAACAAGUUAAAGGAGUCUACGGGGAACCAGGUCUCAUCAGGUACAUCACAACCACCGUGCCAGCACCACCACCACCUGACGCCGCCGAUCAGACUCCGGCGACUGUCGUCAAGUGGUGUUACGAGAAACUACUGUCUAUCGAUCCUGUUCAACGGCGUCUGAGCUAUCAGAUCACAGAGAACAACCUUGGGGUGGGGUUUUAUGUGGCUGAGUGGACAGUUCUUGAAAACAAAGAUGGUGAUGGUGCUGGUGGCUGCCGGAUUGAGUGGCGGUUCACGGCUGAUCCGGUGGAAGACCGGACUUUCGAGGGUUUCUGUGGUUAUUUACAGUCGUCUCUGAAAGGCAUAGCGGAGAGAAUGGAAAAGGCGCUGCAAGCUGCUACUAAUAAUUGAAGUGAUCAAGUUUAUGUUUAAUGGUACGGAAUAAUAAUUCUAUAUCUCAGUAAACUUCUUAAAGAUCUUUAUAAUUAAGAUUUGACAAAAGAAAAUCCGUCUUUUUUUUUUGUCAGAUUUUAGUAAUUAUAAAAGAAAAAGUUUAUUAAGAUAUAACAUUUGCUGAUCUUAUGUUGUUAUAUAUGAAUCCCUUAUGAUUAUUCUCGGAUCGAAGUGGUUUAUGUGUUUCAAUAUAAGUUCGUUUUUUUAAGAGUAAUUUGCUUGAAUUCGAAGUCGUGAGGAAGAAGAAGAAUAUGAUUGGAUGAUAUUAAAUAAAAAACAUUAAGUUGGAUUA
Messenger RNA from Lactuca sativa (garden lettuce), 925 nucleotides. RefSeq names its product lachrymatory-factor synthase. Lineage: Eukaryota; Viridiplantae; Streptophyta; Magnoliopsida; Asterales; Asteraceae. The record is from RefSeq and is a predicted model, not a curated record.